UUAUUCGAUGUGCAGAAUUCAAAUUUUUGUUAAUUUUUUUUGAAAACUUUUUUUCCAGCUGAAACAUAAUUAAUUCAUGCCACUAUUAUUGAACUAACUCAAAAUGAAAAAAGAAUUAGGAUGAUUAAUAUCAACCCUUUUUUUCUAUCGAGGUGGAAACCUUAAAGAAAAAAUUUUUACUCUUAUGAUUAAUAGUUUCACUUAUUUAUGUUUAGAAAAUACUUCUUCUAGUAAUAAACUGGUGAGCCAAGGUAAAACAAGUCCAAAAACUGAGAUACAGUCAUGUUCAGAGAUCACAGUAAAAGAAUUCCUGGAGUUCUUGAAGACUGCAUAUCAAGUACAGGAAAGUUUGGAAGGAAUCCUCACGGCCAGUGGUAUGACACAAGCUAUAGAUUGGUUGAAAUUGAAGGAGAGUCAGUUCAUUAAGAGGAAUGAAACAGCAUGUCAAACGUCUAGUACACCAAGUCUUUAUAAAGAACCAUCUGCGUCAGACUGUUCAUCAAGGAAAGCAUCCUCAACAUCUGCAAAAUCAUUGGAUAUUGCCGAUUCCAAAUCAUCCAAGUCUCAUUCCGAUUUCUUGGCGAAAUCUUGUGAAUCAUUGACUGCGAAACUUAAUGAAGUACUUUCCGAAGGUCUUCUUGAUCCGAUUCUUCCCCUUCUGCCUGUAAUGGCGUCACCACCUCAUAUACCCACAAGGAAAUCUUCUAUAAGUAAAACUUCUGACAAGUCAUUGGCAUCGGUUGCUAAUUCUAAUACGUCUUGUGUGGAUAAAAAUUCAAAGAAAAAAGGCAGUGAGGAAGCUGUAAAGGUGGCUGUAGAGAAGAGUUCGUCAGAAGUCGAAAUUCAUGUUUGUGAUGAAGUGAAAAAUAUGAAAAAAGAUUUUUAUUGUAAUCAGAAGUUGUUGGUGGAGAAAAUGGGUUAUUUCGCAGAGGUCACAGCAGGUCAAAAACUCGAAGAUAUGGACAUUUCCGUCCAUUGCGAUGUGGGAAUAUUCGAAUGGCUCAUGAAAUGGGUGCAGAAAGAAUUCAUCCUGGAGGAAGAUUGGCCUCAACUGGACGCCCAAAACGUCAUACCCAUCGUAGUUUCCGCAGCUUUCCUACAGAUGGAACCGUUGCUGGAGGAAUGUCUCAGGUAUUGCCACGAGAACAUGAACGAGAUACUGAGGACGUCCACCAACCUGUCCUGCUUGAACGACCAGAUUCUAAACAGGUUGGCCGCUAUGUACACCAACACCGAGCUGGAUUCGAUUCGGGACAAGAAGGAUAAGUUGCAAUCGAAGCUUUUCACCAAGCUUAUAAUCUCCCUGGUCGAGCCUGAACCGGAAUGCGUUAGGGGGCAUUGGGACUCCUUGGCCAGGACUUUUAGGUGCGAGAAGUGUCAACAGUUAGUCGAUCCCUCUGUAUCCUUGAGAAUACCAUGUGUACCCCCUUGUAUGAGGUUGCAGUACGAUGGGUCCAUUUUGAGUUAUCACGUGAGGGACCCCCUUUGGAAUAUCAAUGAGUACAUCGAGAAGCUCCACAAGCAGCUCAAAUCCUGGCGCAGGGUUUACUGGAGGCUGUGGGGCAACGCCCAUUUCCUGUACUGCCUGACCUGCAAGCGUUUCUUCCCAGCGAAUCAGCUCGGUUGGUGCCUCUACCACCCGGACGCCCCGCAGUUCUUCACGCUGGACGCCCAGAAGGCCCCCCUGCCAGUCGGGAGGUACCCCUGUUGCGGGGACAGGGCCUACAGGUUUCAACUCCUGACCAAUUUUCGAGGCUGCAAGUUCAAGGAUCACUCGGUGUGCACGAAGAGCGUGAAGGAUUCGGCCGUUUUGAACCUGCUGCUGAGCUAUAGGCAUCUGGUGGCAGAGGAACCUCCGGAAUUGAUGUUCCCCGAGAGGCUCACCAGGCUGGUGGCCAGAGAUAUGUCUACGAGCGACAAACUGGUCUGCAAAGAGGUGUUUUGGUGGGACGGGCUCCAGAUUGUCCCACCCCGUCCUAAGUUGGGGCUCUUGAGCAUGUUCUCGGACAGGGGCAAAGGUGCCGAAGUGGAGAGCAGGGCUCAUUCCUCCGAUGAGGACAGCCAGGAUGAAAGCAGCAAUUCCAACGGAUCUUCAUCGAGUGGAUCGAGCGAAGAGAGCAGGCCAAGAACUCCUAAACCGGUCAAAAAGAAGAGGAAAAAGAGGACGCCCUGCAGGCUUUGGCAGGUGCAUCUCUCGGCCAGGAGCAACCAGGACACCCAGAGGUCCUACGAGGAGAAGACGUUGAAGCAGAUGGCUGCCCUGUUGAAUAAGAAGUGCCCCACGAACACUGAAAGUGGCAGCAAGCACAAAUACGGAAAAUUGAUUCACAGAAACACGAAUCCUUUAGGUGGUAUCUGGGUAAGGCUGGAAUCAGAGUGGAAGGAGCAGAACGUUAACAAUCAGCAAAAAACUCGUCCGUUUUUCAUGACAAAAGGGAAGCAGUUACGAAAUUGCAAAUUUCCCCAGUGAAGUCUUUAAAAAAAUUAAUAGAGUAAACGUCCUCUAGUAAUCAUGUUACGUAAUAUUAGAUUAUACACAGCCGUACCAA
Coccinella septempunctata (seven-spotted ladybird) is the source of this 2549-nucleotide messenger RNA. RefSeq lists its product as uncharacterized. The transcript has 13 exons. The record is from RefSeq and is a predicted model, not a curated record. Bases 185 to 2470 code for a protein of 761 amino acids. NCBI's taxonomy places the organism in Eukaryota, Metazoa, Arthropoda, Insecta, Coleoptera, Coccinellidae.